AUGGAAAGUGCUUCCUAUAAAAGCGGAUUCCUGAGCAUCGGCGAUAUCCAUACUGCUCUCGACAUGAAUCCGAUUAAGCUGAGCCUCUGCCUGGCCCUCCUGGCCGCCUGCGCCACCGCAGACACUCGCUCCCACGCCCACGGAGGAUUCGUAGGACACGCUGGACCCUCCUUCGGAGCGACCCAUGGACACGGCGGUUCCUUUGCGUCUGGACACGGCGCCUCGCACGGAGGAUCCUUUGGGCGUGGAGUAGGCGGCCACGGAGGGGCGGUGGCCGUAGGACACAGCGUGUCCAGCGGUCCCGUCUACGGCGGCGGCCAUGGCGGCUCCUUCAGCGGAGGACUUCGUCCCAGCAUUGGACACGGCGUUUCAAGCGCCAACAUCCACGCCAGCUCCUUCGGCAGCCACGGCGUGCAUGGAGGCUCGUUCUCACGCCCUCAUGUCUCACGCCCACAUGUCGUCUCACGCCCCCAUGUCAUCUCACGCCCACACUCUAGCUUCUCUUCAGGCUUCAGCAGCACCCACGGAGGCGCUGUCGUUGGACAUCAUGGCGCUCCCAUCAGAUACGGAAAAUAA
Penaeus chinensis is the source of this 576-nucleotide messenger RNA. RefSeq names its product keratin, type I cytoskeletal 9-like. Bases 1 to 576 code for a protein of 191 amino acids. NCBI's taxonomy places the organism in Eukaryota, Metazoa, Arthropoda, Malacostraca, Decapoda, Penaeidae. The transcript has 2 exons. The record is from RefSeq and is a predicted model, not a curated record.